This is a messenger RNA of Fusarium odoratissimum NRRL 54006, 3777 nucleotides long. RefSeq lists its product as uncharacterized. The transcript is spliced from 2 exons. Bases 568 to 1554 code for a protein of 328 amino acids. NCBI's taxonomy places the organism in Eukaryota, Fungi, Ascomycota, Sordariomycetes, Hypocreales, Nectriaceae. Gene Ontology annotation, biological process: transmembrane transport. The record is from RefSeq and is a predicted model, not a curated record. Gene Ontology annotation, molecular function: transmembrane transporter activity.
AAAGCUUGGACUUAAAACUUAAAGCCUCCACUAGCUUAGGUAACAUUGGAUCCAUCGGGAAUCGGUCGAAGAAUCAAGUUUGUCGUUCGGUUCAUGAUGGGACCGAAACUGGUGGCAAGGAAUAUAUCUUCUCCUUUUCUCCUUUUCCCCUUAUACAACUCACUCGGUAAAAAACCAGCCAAAGAUGAUAACUGAAAGCCUAUUUGCUGCAACGUCGUCAGGCGUCAAUCUCUCCAACUCCGAUCAAAGCCGAUCGGUCGGUGGAGAUCCUUUUGCCGACCAUCAAUCCUCUGGACCGACCCCUCUUCAAGUAGCAAUUGCACGACAUCGCACUGGAAUUUUGACUGCAACCGUUGCUGGACACUUUGCGCAUUGGCAAUAUCUUACGCGGUUUCGUCGAAUUAAUGUCCAGGCUACUGCGAAUCGAGCUCCUCUUGCACGGCUCGGUUUGGCCUGGGGCCUCGUAUACCUCGGCGUCUUGAGCACUAUCACUGUGGCUCAGCGCAAAGUGUCAAAGAAUACUGAUCCUCUUUUCUCGCCUAUAGAGUCUACAAAAAUAGUCUCAUAAUGUCGGCUGAUUUCUGGGCUGGCUAUCUCAGUGGUGCUGUUGGAAUCAUCAUCGGAAAUCCUCUUGAUGUGAUCAAAGUUCGACUUCAAGCACAACAUACCAGUCCAGUGACGAACCCGCCUGUUGGUUCGAUCCCUACAGGAACAACAGCAGCGGCUUCAACCAUCAACCAGAGUGCAUCUUUCAGCACGCGGUACCUCGGAUCAUACGCCUCCUUGGUGACUGGAACUGCAGCACCAAUUCUCGGUUACGGUGCGCUGAACGCCUUACUCUUUGUUUCUUAUAACCGAACCGAGGCGGCAUUAAAUAGCGUAUUCUCAACAUCUGGAAACUUGUGGAAUACCUGGCUUGCUGGGGCGGUGGGCGGUCUUGCAACUUGGGUCGUUAGCACCCCCACCGAACUGAUCAAGUGCAGGGCGCAGCUGGCAUCCUCUCCAACCUCAAGCUGGGCUAUCACCAAGGAUAUCUGGAAAAAAGAAGGUGCUCGAGGUCUUUACUUCGGCGGAACUGUGACUGCUAUCCGGGAUAGCGUUGGUUAUGGCUUUUACUUCUGGUCCUACGAGCUGACUACCCGUUGGCUGGCCACGGAACAGGGCGAAGAAACCUCUUUGCAACACGAGGCCGCCAAAGUUCUCCUCUGCGGAGGACUAGCUGGUGUCGCAACUUGGGCGAGCAUAUUUCCACUCGAUGUUAUCAAGACUAGGGUUCAGGCACAGACCCUUGGCGGACAAGCAGAAACAACACCCCUUCUGCAACCCAACGUAGCGUCACAAACCAAACGGGCUGGCGCAAUACAGGUCGCACGUGAGGCGUACCGGGAGGGAGGCUCUCGUGUUUUCUUUAGAGGGUUGACUGUCUGUAGCGUGCGAGCUUUCAUAGUGAAUGCUGUCCAGUGGGCGGUUUACGAAUGGGUCAUGUUCGAACUCGGGCAUGGACGGAAGAAGACAGUGGCCAACGAGCCUAGGGUAGAGAUGGUACAAACAUGAUGCAUGAGGUCUUCAAUGUGCUCAAAUGAGGACCAGACCAUUGCGGCAAAUCUUUGUAAUGACACCAUGCCAUGCAGUCGGAUAUUCAGCAUCGACCCAGCUUCCAGGCAAUCUGCCACGGCCCUGUCCACACCCCAUCAUGAUUUUUGUCAGGCGACCAUCAAUUUUCCGAUCAGGACUUACGAGCUGCGCAACACAUUCCCAACCCCUAGCAGUAAUUGUACCUUCUUGCUGCUUUAUGCGGGCAACGUUGGGCGCUUCGUGAUGGAUGACAAAUCUGGAUCACUCAGACGAGCCAUGGCCAACUUGACGAAAAAGAACUCUGGCCACACGGCCCGCCAACAGCUAGGUGAAGGGCAAGGGCCAAUGUCAUCUGGGAAGCCGGGAAGUCUGUCUGUGAUGCAGAUGAAAGGGACACAUCGUCAAUCGAUCAGUACAAUCUAAUACUACUACAAAUCGUCUCAGAAUCGUUCCAAGAUAUUAUUUGGUGAAUUUAGCCAUUACUCCAAUCCUAACGCACAGAAAGUUAACCUAGUUUUCGCCCUCUUGAUCUUGAAUAGGAUACCUGGGCGCCUUUAAUCCAUGUUUGUUACCAACUGCUGCUCACUAGUCUCAAACAGUGCUGUUUUCUUUGUUGGAUGGCUUGACCUCACGCCAACCUUCAAGCCCUGCCUUGUCUUUCCACUUUUGGGUAUCCUCGUUGUAUUGCUCCAACCAUUUAGCCAUGGCAUCACUGGCCUGUGCAACAAUGUCUGUUUUCGCUUGGCGCGCAUCUGCUGCAACCCUUUCGAGUUUCUUGUUUGAGUUACUCCCGAUCUGCUCGUCGCGCUCCUUUCUCUUCCUCUCCCGGUCGGCCAACCAUUCUUUCCUCCCAGCCAGAUAUUUGGCGCUGUGUCCUAAACCAGCACUUUCGUGGGAGAUGCCCUUGUGGGGUCUGUCGAGAGGAGGAGCAGUGAAGAAGAGAACUCGGCCAGAACUGUCAUGUUGAAAUGACUCUCGCAACUCCUUUGGCAUCGCAUCGUUCAUAUUGUCGGGAAGUGCGUAGACCUCUGGUGGUCUUGGUGGGUUAUACACAUUGCCACCCUGCAUAGGCAUCCCUGGUGCAGCCGGCAUUGGACUGCGAGCGACUGGAGUGGCCUGCACUUGGUUGUAUGCCUGGGUCAUGUGGUUUGGCAUAGGUGUUUGCUGAUGCAUAGGAGGCACCGAUUGCCCAUAGUUAGGGGCGAAUCCUUGUGCAUAUCCUGCCUGUGAGUGCUGAGGUUGGUGUUGAUAUUGCACAGGUCGUACAGACACUUGAGGCUGAGCACCCAGGUGAGGUUGAUGUGGAAUAGGGACUGGAGUCUGUUGAACUUGUGCUGGCUGGGCGCCAGGAGUGACUGGCUGAAAGUGAGGUGUCAUGUGAGCAUUGUAUGGAACGGGCGAAGGUGAAGGACCUCCAGGAUAGGAUAUUGAAGGAUGUCUCCCGGAAUGAUCACUAGGAAUGCCACCAGGCACUGACAACAUUGAAGCGCGCCGGCCAGAAUCAGCGCCAGCAUCAGGUAGUGGGACCGCCGACAUGGCUUGUGGCGGAGGGGUGGGCACUGGCGGUGGUGAUUCCUAGAAAGUUAUGGUUAGUUGAUUAAAGUGAGACGAAAGAAAGCCUGAGGCAUGCAUGAAUCACGAUCAAGAAUCAGGCGUUGAAGCUGAGAAGGAAAAAAAGGCGUUGGCGGGCAGGGAUUAUGUAGGGCGUUCGUUUGCUGAUAACGAAUACAUCGAUGGCCAGCCGAGUCAUGGCAUGGCAUGGCAGGACAGAAGAAACGAAAGAACAGAUGCGCUUCACUUACAUUGGCCUCCCGUUUACGGCGAUGUACGGCUCCAACAAUAGGCGGGGCAUUUGGGCUUCCCCAUGUUGGCUUGGGGAGUUCAUCUGUCUCCUUUGCAUCUUCGCGGAGCAAAUGCUUAAUAGGGCUGGGAAUCUUCUUCAUGCGCCGAGGCACAUCAAAGAGGUCCAUUUCAUAGUCCUUGUCGCGUACCUCGUCUGGGACACAGCUUGCCCACGUCUUGAUCUUGUUGAAUGUGAACUUCUCCUCGUUGUAGCGUGAUUCACACACAUAAAUUUCCUUGUCCAGAGGAAAUCCUCGAGGUCGCCCUUUAUUGAAUCGGGUCACGAACAUGACAAAGCAUCGGUCCAAGACCUCUUCAAUUUGAUGAUCCCGAUAUUGACCUGUCUUGACGACUUCAUGC